AUGGAUAUACAUCACUUGAGCUUACAUGCCCGCACGAAUGGGGCGGAUACUUUCCUUGAGCUUAUUGCGAAUCCAUUUCGUUCUGCAUUUACAGUUACUGCUAUUUGGGCCUCGCUAGGCACCUCGAUCGGUGUCACUAUCCUCCUCGCACUCGUCUUUUCCCUUGUUCGACCCCGUCACUCGCUUGUCUAUGCGCCCAAAGUCAAGCAUGCAGACCUCAAACACACUCCGCCCCCGGUGGGCAAAGGCAUCUUCGCCUGGGUCAAACCAGUCAUCAAUACACGGGAACCACAGCUGAUCGAGACAGUCGGCCUGGAUGCCGCACUCUUCCUUCGCUUUACAAAAAUGUGCCGCAAUAUCUUCAUCUGUCUUAGCAUAAUCGGUUGUCUCGUCAUGAUACCGGUCAAUAUCACACAGAGCAGGAGUACUACCGACCACUCAGCGUCUUCCGCUUUCAACAUGAUGACGCCGCUUAAUAUCGACAAUCCAACGGCUAUCUGGAGUCAAGUCGUAUGCGCCUGGGCUUUUGAUCUCAUCGUUGUUUACUUUUUAUGGAGGAACUAUCGCGUUGUACGCAAGCUGCGGAGGCAAUAUUUCCAAAGCUCCGAAUAUCAGCGCAGUCUGCAUGCUCGGACCCUGAUGAUCACCGAUAUCCCUCCCAAUAGCCGUGCCGACGAAGGUAUCUUGCGGCUGACCGACCAGGUCAAUCCCACCGCGGCCCUCCCGCGAGCUGCUAUUGGACGUAACGUCAGGGAUUUGCCCCGGAUCAUCAAAGAACAUGAAGAGGCUGUCCGACAACUCGAGUCUGUUUUGGCCAAGUACCUCAAGAAUCCGGACCGAUUGCCUGCGAAACGACCUACUCUACGCCCCCCUCGCAAACAGCGCAAUCAACUUGGCAGCGGCAAAGUGGACGCGAUCGAUUAUCUAACCGUCCGAAUCCGCGUUUUGGAAGAGGAGAUCAAGCACGGACGGGCGUCAAUUGACCGCCGAAAUGCGAUGCCCUACGGUUUUGCCAGCUGGGACAAUAUCGAGCACGCUCAUGCUGUAGCGUGGAACGCUCGCCGCAAGCACCCUGAGGGUAUUACUGUUGAUCUUGCGCCGCGGCCUAGCGAUAUCAUCUGGGAAAAUCUACCACUUUCAAAAUCGGCACGCAAGUGGAAGCGACUGGUCAAUUUUAUCUGGGUGACAUGCUUGACACUUGUGUGGAUUGUUCCUAACGGCUUGAUUGCUAUUUUCUUGUCCAACUUGUCAAAUCUGGGCUUGGUAUGGCCGGCGUUCCAGACCUCGCUGUCAGGGAAUCCACACGUUUGGGCUGCUGUUCAGGGUAUUGCGUCGCCUGCACUGACUUCACUUGUGUAUCUGGCGCUUCCGAUCAUCUUCCGUCGGCUUUCUAUUCAAGGUGGCAGUAAGACUAAAACAUCUCGAGAGCGCCAUGUGCUGGGACAUCUGUAUGCGUUCUUCGUUUUCAACAACCUGAUCGUCUUUUCGCUCUUCUCGGCUGCUUGGUAUUUCGUGUCGUUCGUGAUUGACAAAACCAACAACCACGAAGACGCUUGGCAAGCCAUCUUGGAAAGCCGGAUGUAUGCCAAGCUGGUUAGUGCUUUAUGCACGGUCUCACCGUUUUGGGUGACGUAUCUUCUGCAGCGCAAUCUUGGCGCUGCUAUCGAUCUCGUGCAGCUCGUUACUAUGAUUUGGGUCUGGUUUGCCAAGACGUUCCUUUCGCCGACACCACGACAGGCAAUUGAGUGGACCGCACCACCACCAUUCGACUACGCCAGUUACUACAAUUACUUCCUCUUCUAUGCUACGGUGGCUUUCUGUUUCGCUACCUUGCAGCCAAUCGUACUGCCGGUGACGGCUUUGUACUUUGGCGUGGAUGCCUUGUUGAAGAAGUAUCUAUUGAUGUACGUGUUUAUAACCAAGAAUGAGUCUGGUGGUGCGUUUUGGCGAGUUCUAUUCAAUCGCCUGAUCUUCGCUACUAUUCUUGCCAAUGUGAUCAUCGCUCUCGUUGCCAAGUCGAGCGGCACAUGGACGAUGGUGUUCUGCGUGGUCCCACUGCCUUUCCUGAUGCUUGGGUUCAAGUUCUAUUGCAUGAAGACGUUUGACUCGGAUUGCGAAUACUACAAUCGCGCAAACCUAAGUGAUGCCGAGGCCCUAGGCGUGAGCAAAUCUGACAAGAAGGCCUCAGACCGUCUGAACUCCAAGUUCGGACACCCCGCCCUGUACAAACCGCUUUUGACACCUAUGGUGCAUGCCAAGGCAGCCGCAGCACUGAAGGAUAUCUAUCAGGGUCGUAUGGACCAGGGAGAUACCAGCGAGUACUCAGACAUCGCAAUGAACCCGAUGCUUGCAUCCCAACCUGGCAAAUCUGCCGAACCUUCACCAUUCGAGGUCGUCCCAGAGAACCAUCUCGACUUCUCGUAUUACAAGGAUCGAGCCGACUUCCGCGACGAGUUCGGAGGCGGCAUCUACGGCCGGCCAGAGGACCUGAUGACAGAGCGAUCGCACACACCCCGCAGUACCCUGAGAGGCGAAUGGUCUCCCGGUUCAUCUCGUGCUUCAUCACCUGCACCCUCCCUGCCAUCAAUGCCACCGCUAAGCAUGCACAACGGUUACGAACCCCCCGACCCGACUGGAUUGGUUCACCCGGCAUUCCGUGUGCCGCUAUCACGCGGCGACAGUGGCUACCCAAUUGACGAGGCUGAAUCCAGACUCCUCACCCACGCACAGACGCCCGGCCAGGCGGAUAUCGCGAAUCCACUCGAUCGCUGGCGCACCCGUGGUUAUGGGCCUGUCGGCCAGGACGACGAGCCCGCAUACACAUCUUACGACGCUUACCGCCCACCUCGGUGA
Molecule: messenger RNA, 2853 nt
Organism: Penicillium griseofulvum
Lineage: Eukaryota; Fungi; Ascomycota; Eurotiomycetes; Eurotiales; Aspergillaceae
Product: putative DUF221 domain protein
Exons: 2
Coding region: 1-2853 (950 amino acids)
Cellular component (GO): plasma membrane
Molecular function (GO): calcium-activated cation channel activity
Source: RefSeq, a predicted model, not a curated record